This is a messenger RNA of Meloidogyne enterolobii, 654 nucleotides long. The record is from the annotation of a GenBank genome assembly. Lineage: Eukaryota; Metazoa; Nematoda; Chromadorea; Rhabditida; Meloidogynidae.
AUGAGUGCAGAUUUGAAUAAAUUGGAAGGUCUUGUUGGUCGUCUAGAAAUGGCCGUUCAACGUCAAGAAGCAUUGUAUAAUAAGCCAGGAUUGUCUCCAAAACCAACUUCUAUCCCUCCUCCUGCUGGUGGAAAUGGUUCAAUUCCUCCUUCAAUUAAAGCUUAUGAUGAUUCAGUAAAUAAUGCUUUAAAGGCUUUUGUGGCUGUCUCAAAGAAAAUUGGUGGACCUAUUGGACAAAUGGCAGAUAAAGUUUCCGUUGCUUUCGAUUCCCAACGCCGUGCAAUUUGGGAAGGUAUUGGCCGUCCAGAGCCAAAUGAUAACCAAAAACAGCAAUUGCUUCAACCAGUUGUUGAACAAGUUGGAAUUGUUUGUGCAUUUAAAGAACAAAAUAAAACAAAUAAAUCUGUAUUCAAUCAUUUGGCUGCUGUUUCUGAAGGUCUUUCGGCACUUGGAUGGUUGGGAGUUGUUAAGUUUUUAUUUUUUACUCACAUUUUUAAAUCAAAAUUCUUUAAUGAUAAUUAUGUAUAAUUUUUGAUAAUUUAUUUUUGGGUUUUAAUUCUUCAAUUUUCUGGUAUAUAGUUGGACCUUGAGUAAAUACACCCUUGGUAUUGAAAUAUCUUAUAAUGAAUUGGAUUUUAAAUAUGAGGUAAGGAA